AUGGUAUCACCACAGCAUGUCGAAGUCAACCUUUCUGAUCUCAAAGGUUAUGAGAAGCAUGUCAUUGUUGAACUCAUCAAGGAGAACAGUCAGAUGUUGCUGAAUACAAAAUUGAACUGCAAUCAUGAAAAUUGUAAAGCUAUUAUUUUAUAUGAGGCGGACAAGCUAUCUGGUGAUGCCCUAUCAUAUAUCAAGUGGAUGCUAGAGAAGUUCAAAGGGUGUAACAAGGUAUUCUUCUGCUGCAAAGAUGCAAAAGAGCUCCACAGUAUAAUGCCACUUUGCAGACUUGUGCAACUCAAUAAACCUUCUACACAAGAGAUUGCUGGAGUCUUGAAUUUCAUAGCAGAAAAUGAAGGAAUACAGUUGCAUCAUCAGUUGGCGUAUAAAAUUGCAAGCAACUCGCAGAAUAACUUAAGACAAGCCAUACGUUCAUUUGAAGCUACUUGGCACACCAACUCCAAGUAUGUAUGUUUGUCAAUGUGA
Salvia splendens (bonfire salvia) is the source of this 483-nucleotide messenger RNA. RefSeq names its product replication factor C subunit 5-like. The coding region runs from base 1 to 483 and encodes 160 amino acids. Gene Ontology annotation, molecular function: DNA clamp loader activity. The transcript is spliced from 3 exons. Gene Ontology annotation, biological process: DNA repair; DNA-templated DNA replication. The record is from RefSeq and is a predicted model, not a curated record. Lineage: Eukaryota; Viridiplantae; Streptophyta; Magnoliopsida; Lamiales; Lamiaceae. Gene Ontology annotation, cellular component: DNA replication factor C complex; nucleus.